GUUGAACGUGCCUCUCCUGCCUGCAAACCAUCUUCUGUCAUACAGUGUUGCUCGAGGCUCCAUUGCUGGAGAAGGCACACAGCCGCCGUUCUUGGACGUGUGAUCAAUGGGAACAAUUCCUCAACCGCCAUUAGCACUGGCAGGAUGAAGCACAGCCCUUGUGCCUUCCAGGCGACGUCAGGUGCUGUCCUCAGACAGAAAGCAGUUUUUUUGAAGAAAUUUGCUCACACACCCUGCCGAGCAGUCUGUAUGAUGCAUCCGUUAAGCCAGAAAAGAAACGAAGAAAGGGAGCUCCCAGAAACCAUAAGGGAGGCAAGGCAUGCUGCUUCCGGCAAGACAGUGAAUCUGAUCGUGAUGGCACCCAAAGAUGCUCCCCAUUUGGACUCCCUCAAGACACUGCCAGCCUGUUUCCGCAUAGUGGGCAUUGGCUGCACUGUUGCAGAGCUGUCCAACUUGGAGUGCAAAUGGGAGUCAGUGGAUGUCAUGCUCGUGUACGCGCUGUGGCUGGCUUUCGUCAACGACAUCAAGGCGGUAUUUUCCAAGGCAUCCAAUCUGAAGUGGCUGCACGUCGCUACGACCGGCGUGGACCACCUGAUGGCCCCGGAAAUUGUCGAUAGUGACGUCAUCAUCACCAACGCCCAGGGUAGCUUCAGCCACUCGCUGGCGGAGUGGACCCUCGCGGCGUGCAACUGGUUCGCCAAGGAUCUGCCGAGGAUGAGGGCGUCGCAGAAAAUGAAGAAGUUCGAUCCAUUCGAGGUGGAGGAGCUGCGGGGGAGGGUAAUGGGCAUUGUAGGCCUUGGGGAUAUCGGCUGCGCCGCUGCCAGGCUGGCGAGGGCAUUCAAGAUGGGUGUCGUGGGCAUGAGAAGGAAUGCGCGCCUUUCUGCAGAGGAGCAACAGGAGGGACUGGUGGACAAAAUUUACCCUCCUGAGGAGAUCUGCUCCAUGAUGUCUGCUUGCGAUUACGUCGUGGUGGCGCUGCCAAUGACGUCACGCACCGACAAACUCGUCAGCAAGGCGGCCAUCCAGGCCAUGAAGCCCAACGGGGUGCUCGUGAACGUCGGGCGCGGGAAGACUGUCGACGAACAGGCCCUCAUCGAAGCUCUCCAGAACAAAGCCAUCCGGGGCGCCGCUCUGGACGUUUUCGAGAAGGAGCCCUUGCCCGAGGACAGCCCCCUUUACGACCUGGACAACGUCCUGCUGUCCGCGCACUCCGCCUUCAAGACGCGGACGUUUCGCAGGGACGCCCUGCAGAGCUUCUUGGACGCUGCCGAGCGGUACGCCUCGGGCCAAGCGCUGAGGCACGUCGUCGACAAAGACGCGGGGUACUGA
Ostreobium quekettii is the source of this 1329-nucleotide messenger RNA. The record is from the annotation of a GenBank genome assembly. Lineage: Eukaryota; Viridiplantae; Chlorophyta; Ulvophyceae; Bryopsidales; Ostreobiaceae.